AUGUCUUCACCUUUCCCAGCUCUUCCAAUAUGUCAGGUCACAUUCCCUUCCAGCCCAAUCGUCAAUGCGGCAUUGGCAUAUUCCAAGGCGCACACCAACCAAUCCACCGUCAACCACUGUCUGCGCUCGGCGGCCUUCUCAUUGCUUCUUAUGCGCAAGCUGCCACCGUUCGCGGCCGGCGACGUCGACGUCGAGGCUGUCGUGCUGUCGAGCAUUCUUCACGACAUGGGUUGGGCAACAACGAAAUCAUUGUUGUCUACCGAUAAGCGCUUCGAGGUCGACGGGGCCAACAUUGCGCGGGAAUUUCUCAAGUCAUCAAUCCGCAACAACGAUGAAGAAUGGGGCAAACAUCGCCUUCAAUUGAUAUGGGACGCGAUCGCACUGCACACAACGCCUUCUAUUGCUCACAACAAGGAGCCAGAAGUGUUUGCUGCACAGCUGGGUAUCUUUGCUGAUUUUGCUGGGCCAAAUAUACCAAUUCCAGGAAACCCAAUCUCGGUCGCCGAGUACAAGGAGGUCGUCACUGCCUUCCCUCGCCUUGGCUUCGGCGAUCAAGUCGUGGAGAUCAUGUGCGGCCUUUGCCGUGACAAGAGUGAGACGACUUUUGACAACUUCGUAUCUGACUUUGGUAAGUCGUUUGGUCUCGACGGAAAAGGUACGGGCAAGGAAGAAUACACCAAGUUGUGUGAGGAACACAACUUUUCUAAGAUGCUUUUGGGUGGUCUUGAGGCUUGUAAACAAUGGGAAGACUAA
Molecule: messenger RNA, 753 nt
Organism: Exophiala oligosperma
Lineage: Eukaryota; Fungi; Ascomycota; Eurotiomycetes; Chaetothyriales; Herpotrichiellaceae
Exons: 1
Coding region: 1-753 (250 amino acids)
Source: RefSeq, a predicted model, not a curated record